This is a messenger RNA of Microthlaspi erraticum, 636 nucleotides long. NCBI's taxonomy places the organism in Eukaryota, Viridiplantae, Streptophyta, Magnoliopsida, Brassicales, Brassicaceae. The record is from the annotation of a GenBank genome assembly.
AUGGUUUCAAAGCAAUGGUUUUUUCAAUGGUUUCAAAGCAAUGGUGUAAGCGUCGCACUCGGCUUCAUGGCUCUGACGUUCACAUUCUCGACGACGGGAUGCGGCGUUCUUAGAGGAUCGGCGAGGCCGAAGAUUGGAGAUAACAUUAACAUGGCGGCGUUUUAUGGGGUUGGGAUACCGGUGGGGAUUGUGUUGACGUUUUGGCCGGUUAGGUUCGGGUUCAUGGGACUUUGGCUCGGGAUGCUCGCGGCGCAGAUAGCAAGCAAUCGGCCGAGUAAUCGCCUGAAAGGCCGAGAUUUAGACCACACGUCAAAACUAAUCAAUGGUGUAAGCGUCGCACUCGGCUUCAUGGCUCUGACGUUCACAUUCUCGACGACGGGAUGCGGCGUUCUUAGAGGAUCGGCGAGGCUGAAGAUUGGAGCUAACAUUAACAUGGCGGCGUUUUAUGGGGUUGGGAUACCGGUGGGGAUUGUGUUGACGUUUUGGCCGGUUAGGUUCGGGUUCAUGGGACUUUGGCUCGGGAUGCUCGCGGCGCAGAUAGCAAGCAAUCGGCCGAGUAAUCGCCUGAAAGGCCAAGAUUUAGACCACACGUCAAAACUGAUGUAUUUUCUUCUUAUUCUAUCAUUUCUCCAAUAA